Molecule: messenger RNA, 1752 nt
Organism: Rhodofomes roseus
Lineage: Eukaryota; Fungi; Basidiomycota; Agaricomycetes; Polyporales; Fomitopsidaceae
Exons: 10
Coding region: 1-1752 (583 amino acids)
Biological process (GO): regulation of DNA-templated transcription; DNA-templated transcription
Cellular component (GO): nucleus
Molecular function (GO): DNA binding; DNA-binding transcription factor activity, RNA polymerase II-specific; zinc ion binding
Source: RefSeq, a predicted model, not a curated record
AUGGCCGAGAAGCGGGCGCCCAGUUCCACCCCGGGGCCGAGCACCACCCUCCAGCGAGGUAAAGCAUGUCUCCGCUGUCGGAAACGCAAGAUGCGCUGCGACGGCGCGAAGCCCGCAUGCCAACAAUGCGUCCGCGCGAAGAAAUCCGACGCCUGCGAAUACGACGACGGCAAGGGCAAGACCCGCACCCAGCUCAUGCGCGAGCACAUCGCUCGCCUCGAGCUCAGGAUCAAGGAGUUGGAGGGUCUCGAGCACUCGUCUCCGUCCGUGACGCUGUUCGAUCCCCACUCACAGGGCCCGUACUACUCUGGCUCGUCGUCUUCCUCUAGCCAUGGCUCUCCGGGCACCUACAGCCUUCCCACUUCGGCGUCCCCGACGCCGUUCCAACCAGACGUCGAGUCGAGUUGGGAGACACAAUGGGAGAACAUGGCUGACUUUGCGGCACCAGUCAGCGAACCGUACAACCCCUCAGAGGAGCCACCACUCGAGCUUGCGCAGAUGCUCUUGGAGAUCUUCCUUCCCCACAGGCACCAGUGUGGCCUUGACCUCCACCCUGAUCGCCUCAGAGAAUCUCUGACUCUUCCCUCAUCAGAGCGCCGGCAUCCAGUCCUAAUGAACGCGAUCUACCUCUGGGCGUGCUACCUCUCGCGGCCAGGAUCUCUCAGCGAACAUGAGCCCCAUUACUUGUCGCGUGCGCUGUCGGCCAUGACCGACGCGAUCCAGUAUCCGUCGAAAGUGAUCGAUGUCAUCCGGGCGUCCUGCAUCCUGUCUGUGUACUACCUCUCGAACGGCCGCCUGUUCGAGGGCAGCUACCACUCAACAGUAGCAUCCUCGCUCGCGGUGCAGUUCGGGCUGCACCAGAUCGGCGUGGACGAGCGCACGCCGCAGUCGGGCGCGGACGACUUGGACUCGACGUUCAGACUUGAGCCUGCGAGGGACACGAUUGAGCGCGGAGAGCGGAUACUGACGUUCUGGCAAGUGUACAACCUCGACCGGUGCUGGUCCGUGGCGCUCCAGCGGCCGUCGACCAUCCCGGACAGCGACCACCCCUGGACGUGCAUCAGCACCCCGUGGCCGCAGAGUAUGGACGAGUAUGCAUGUGGAGACAUCGACCUCGGCAGCGCGAGCCCGACCGUGCAGAGCUUCUUCAUGCACCAAGGCCAGACGUCCAACAUGGUCAGCGGAUUCUCGACUGGCGCUCUCCGCGCCAAGGCGUCCGCGCUCUUCGAGGCUGCCAACCGUCUGUCGGCAAGCUGGAGUACGCUGCCCUCCUCGAACGCGUUCAUGGACAACUUCCGCGUGCUCGAGCAUACGAUCACGCGCUUCGCGUCGACGCUGCUGCCCCUGCACCAGCUCGGCGCGGCGCUGCCUGAGGACAAGUACACCCUCAUCAUGGUCCACAGCCUGGCGCACGCCGCGAUGAUCCGGCUGCAAUUCCCGUUCAUGGACAACGACGCGAUCUCGCGCGAGAAGUGUCUGCGCUCCGCGCGCGGGAUGAUCCUCGUGUCCAAGCACAUCGCCGACAUGGACUUCGAGUUCCUGGACCCCCUGAUCGGUCCCUGCUGGUCUUCGGCGGCGAAGGUGCUCGAGUCAGAGCUGAUCCGCCUGCAGUCGCUGUGGCCGCCGAUGAACUCGCUCGAGAUCCAGGGCGAACUGGGCGCGGUCCUCUUCAUCAUGACGAAGCUCAGCACGCGGUUCCCGCUCCUCAGCUACCAGGCCGCGAAAAUCCAAAACUUCCUGGAAUCAAAAUAG